AUGUCCAAGCCAAUCCGCGUGGGCCUCAUCGGGCUCAGCUCAAACCCAAAUAUCCAGCUGGCUGGGGCGUGGGCCAAGAACGCCCACCUACCGUACUUGCUCAAGACUCCGGACUACACCAUCACGGCUCUGUGCAAUUCGUCGGUCGAAUCGGCCGCGAAAGCAAUUGCGCUGUACGGCCUGGAUGCCAGUAAGGUCCGCGCGUACGGCGACCCGGAUUCCCUCGCGCAAGACGACAACGUCGACAUGGUCGUCUGCUCGGUCAACGUCGCGCAGCACUACCGCCUCGUUAAGCCGGCCUUGCUCGCUGGGAAGAUGGCCUUCUGCGAGUGGCCGCUGGCCGGGACAUUGGAGCAGAUGGAAGAGCUGGCCGCACUGGCCGAGCAGAAGAACGUCAGGACCAUCGUGGGGCUACAGGGCCGCAAUGGCGUCUUCACCCACGCCAUGAAGAAGUUCAUUGGCAACGGGCCCAGCCAGUUGGGCGACGUUCUCAGCACGUCCAUGGUGGGAUACUCGUUCUUUUGGGGCAUGGCGGCUCCCCAGGACGUCGCUUACCUCAUAGAUAUCAAGAGUGGAGGGAAUAUGCUCACCAUUAGGGCCAUCCACAUCCUUGACACCUUGACCGCCACCUUGGGCGAGAUCGAGUCGCAGCACACCCUGCUCAAGAACAAACGGCCCACGGUCGCGCUGAUCGACAACACCUUCAACGUGAUCGACCCGGCGUAUCCGAACACGACACCGGACCACGUUUUCAUCCACGGCGUGCUGGCGGGUGACAUCCCGUUCGAUUUCCAGGUACGCGGCGGCGUGCAGUUCAAGGACACGCCGGCGUUCGACUGGCGCAUCUACUGCACGCGGGGCGAGAUCCGGAUGGUCGGCAACGAGAUGCUCUGGACCAGCGGCGACAUCACCGUGCAGGCGUACGACUUCGUGACCAAGCAGGUCGAGGAUGUGGACCUGGGCCAGCUGCUGCGGUGCGAGGAGGACUUGAAGGGCGACGUCGCCCUCCAACUGGGCCUCGAGGCGCCAGCGGAAAAUGUGGCCCGCCUAUACGACGCAUUUUCCCAGGGUCAGACGCACAAGUAUCUCGACUUCAAGCAGAGUCUCAAGUGGGCGAGGCUCAUUCAGGAGGCGUACACUGCCAACGGCUUCUGA
This is a messenger RNA of Fonsecaea erecta, 1155 nucleotides long. RefSeq lists its product as hypothetical. Gene Ontology annotation, molecular function: nucleotide binding. The transcript has 2 exons. Bases 1 to 1155 code for a protein of 384 amino acids. NCBI's taxonomy places the organism in Eukaryota, Fungi, Ascomycota, Eurotiomycetes, Chaetothyriales, Herpotrichiellaceae. The record is from RefSeq and is a predicted model, not a curated record.